Messenger RNA from Bacillus rossius redtenbacheri, 2712 nucleotides. RefSeq lists its product as uncharacterized. The coding region runs from base 1 to 2712 and encodes 903 amino acids. Lineage: Eukaryota; Metazoa; Arthropoda; Insecta; Phasmatodea; Bacillidae. The transcript has 10 exons. The record is from RefSeq and is a predicted model, not a curated record.
AUGGCGACCCAUGUGGACCAGCUGCCCAGCAGAGCGAGGGUGCAGAGCAGCGCGCAGCCAGGCAGUGUCUGCGCCGCGGUAGACACGGCCUCGCCCAGGGAGCGGCACUGGCCGGGCCGCCAGCGAGACGCCCCUGUGCUGUCCUGUGCCAGGAGACUAGCAUGUGGACCAGCUGCCCAGCAGAGCGAGGGUGCAGAGCAGCGCGCAGCCAGGCAGUGUCUGCGCCGCGGUAGACACGGCCUCGCCCAGGGAGCGGCACUGGCCGGGCCGCCAGCGGCGAGACGCCCCUGUGCUGUCCUGUGCCAGGAGACUAGCAUGUGGACCAGCUGCCCAGCAGAGCGAGGAGCGAGGGUGCAGAGCAGCGCGCAGCCAGGCAGUGUCUGCGCCGCGGUAGACACGGCCUCGCCCAGGGAGCGGCACUGGCCGGGCCGCCAGCGAGACGCCCCUGUGCUGUCCUGUGCCAGGAGACUAGCAUGUGGACCAGCUGCCCAGCAGAGCGAGGGCGCAGAGCAGCGCGCAGCCAGGCAGUGUCUGCGCCGCGGUAGACACGGCCUCGCCCAGGGAGCGGCACUGGCCGGGCCGCCAGCGCUGCCCAGCAGAGCGAGGGUGCAGAGCAGCGCGCAGCCGGGCAGUGUCUGCGCCGCGGUAGACACGGCCUCGCCCAGGCAGCGGCACUGGCCGGGCCGCCAGCGAGACGCGCCUGUGCUGUCCUGUGCCAGGAGACUAGCAUGUGGACCAGCUGCCCAGCAGAGCGAGGGUGCAGAGCAGCGCGCAGCCGGGCAGUGUCUGCGCCGCGGUAGACACGGCCUCGCCCAGCUGCCCAGCAGAGCGAGGGCGCAGAGCAGCGCGCAGCCGGGCAGUGUCUGCGCCGCGGUAGACACGGCCUCGCCCAGGGAGCGGCACUGGCCGGGCCGCCAGCGAGACGCCCCUGUGCUGUCCUGUGCCAGGAGACUAGCAUGUGGACCAGCUGCCCAGCAGAGCGAGGGCGCAGAGCAGCGCGCAGCCGGGCAAGCGAGGGCGCAGAGCAGCGCGCAGCCAGGCAGUGUCUGCGCCGCGGUAGACACGGCCUCGCCCAGGCAGCGGCACUGGCCGGGCCGCCAGCGAGACGCCCCUGUGCUGUCCUGCGCCAGGAGACUAGCAUGUGGACCAGCUGCCCAGCAGAGCGAGGGUGCAGAGCAGCGCGCAGCCAGGCAGUGUCUGCGCCGCGGUAGACACGGCCUCGCCCAGGGAGCGGCACUGGCCGGGCCGCCAGCGAGACGCCCCUGUGCUGUCCUGUGCCAGGAGACUAGCAUGUGGACCAGCUGCCCAGCAGAGCGAGGGCGCAGAGCAGCGCGCAGCCAGGCAGUGUCUGCGCCGCGAGCGAGGGCGCAGAGCAGCGCGCAGCCAGGCAGUGUCUGCGCCGCGGUAGACACGGCCUCGCCCAGGGAGCGGCACUGGCCGGGCCGCCAGCGAGACGCCCCUGUGCUGUCCUGUGCCAGGAGACUAGCAUGUGGACCAGCUGCCCAGCAGAGCGAGGGCGCAGAGCAGCGCGCAGCCAGGCAGUGUCUGCGCCGCGGUAGACACGGCCUCGCCCAGGCAGCGGCACUGGCCGGGCCGCCAGCGAGACGCCCCUGUGCUGUCCUGUGCCAGGAGACUAGCAUGUGGACCAGCUGCCCAGCAGAGCGAGGGUGCAGAGCAGCGCGCAGCCAGGCAGUAGCGAGGGCGCAGAGCAGCGCGCAGCCGGGCAGUGUCUGCGCCGCGGUAGACACGGCCUCUCCCAGGGAGCGGCACUGGCCGGGCAGCCAGCGGCGAGACGCGCCUGUGCUGUCCUGCGCCAGGAGACUAGCAUGUGGACCAGCUGCCCAGCAGAGCGAGGGCGCAGAGCAGCGCGCAGCCGGGCAGUGUCUGCGCCGCGGUAGACACGGCCUCUCCCAGGGAGCGGCACUGGCCGGGCAGCCAGCGGCGAGACGCGCCUGUGCUGUCCUGCGCCAGGAGACUAGCAUGUGGACCAGCUGCCCAGCAGAGCGAGGAGCGAGGGUGCAGAGCAGCGCGCAGCCAGGCAGUGUCUGCGCCGCGGUAGACACGGCCUCGCCCAGGGAGCGGCACUGGCCGGCCCGCCAGCGAGACGCGCCUGUGCUGUCCUGUGCCAGGAGACUAGCAUGUGGACCAGCUGCCCAGCAGAGCGAGGGUGCAGAGCAGCGCGCAGCCAGGCAGUGUCUGCGCCGCGGUAGACACGGCCUCGCCCAGGGAGCGGCACUGGCCGGCCCGCCAGCGAGACGCGCCUGUGCUGUCCUGUGCCAGGAGACUAGCAUGUGGACCAGCUGCCCAGCAGAGCGAGGGUGCAGAGCAGCGCGCAGCCAGGCAGUGUCUGCGCCGCGAGCGAGGGUGCAGAGCAGCGCGCAGCCAGGCAGUGUCUGCGCCGCGGUAGACACGGCCUCUCCCAGGGAGCGGCACUGGCCGGGCCGCCAGCGAGACGCCCCUGUGCUGUCCUGUGCCAGGAGACUAGCAUGUGGACCAGCUGCCCAGCAGAGCGAGGGCGCAGAGCAGCGCGCAGCCAGGCAGUGUCUGCGCCGCGGUAGACACGGCCUCGCCCAGGGAGCGGCACUGGCCGGCCCGCCAGCGGCGAGACGCGCCUGUGCUGUCCUGUGCCAGGAGACUAGCAUGUGGACCAGCUGCCCAGCAGAGCGAGGGCGCAGAGCAGCGCGCAGCCAGGCAGUGUCUGCGCCGCGGUAG